AUGAUUCCGACUCCACGGCAACGUCCAAGACAACGCGAAACUUCGGACGAUGGUUUGACCAAGGAUCAUCUGUCCAGUGGCACUACUGCCGUAGAUCCAGUUUCCAGCAGUAAGGGGCUCAAGUCUCCUACUAUAUCGGUCGAGAAACUAGGUGUGACAACCCUACGAGACGACAACAUUAGUAGCUCGAGUGGCCACCAAGAAGUAGCGACGCCCUCCAAAGACGAGAAACCCCUUACGUCGUCCUCCAAAAGCAGCAAUGUCAAUUGCAUUCCCGAAGAACGACGGAAAAAAUUGGAAAAGGGACUUCAUACGGUCCAAAAUCGUGUACCGGGAGCCAAGAAAAUGAUGGACCUGGUCAAUAUGCUCCCACCACGAGUCAGAAUGGUCAUACUCUCCCUCUGGCUGCUCUGGAAAGUCGUCUUGUUCGUCAUCUUUUUGCAUGUGCUGCUCUUUACUUCGUCCCAAUUGACCACGGAUUCGUCACAAGACGCUGUCAGCAGUGGUUCCACCAGUCGAUUGACACGAGAAGUUUCCGACACUAAUAGCAACAACAAUCCACGCAUUCUCUACAUUAUCACGACACUGGCCGAAUUCAACAAUGGUUUGCGACAAACCGUCAAGGGACAGGAUCGAUUGGGAGAAGUACUCAUUCCAAUCAUGGUCGAUUCCGUAGAAUCCAUGGUACACGAACCAUUCAAUUACCAUGUCGAUGUCUUUAUCAUUGCGGCAUAUCAACUCAAAAAGGAUCGAGAAGACUACAUUCGAUCCAGGCUGCCCGACGGAGUGGGAUUGGAAGUAUGGGAUGAUGCAUGUCCCUUGGGAUACGAAGCCAAACACAGUGAAGACGCUGUCAUUGACAAUACUCGUGCAUUGGCUAGACAACAUCGAUACGUCAUCAAGGACAAACUCAUGCAUUACGACCUAUUUGUGGCUUUCGAAGAUGACAUGAGGAUAACCGGGGAUCACGUUGCUCACUUUAUGAACAUGUCCAAGGAAAUUGAAAAACUGCGCAUCGAGGCCCCGCAAACGGUGCCCAAUCAACUGCCCGUCAAAACGGACCCCAAAGAACAAAACUACCAUGGACCCCUCACCCAGGGACAAAUGAACCGACUCAUUCCGGGAUUCAUCCGUGUCGAAGCAUUGGUGGAUGAAGCACAGUAUGGAGCCCAAACCACACUGGCCAAUAUCGACAGGGAUUUCAUGUACGAUGUGGUGACAGAACAGGGGCAAGUCCAACCAAAGGAAAUACACUUUAAUUCUCGAAUAUGCUGUCAUGUACAAAUGAAACCCAACAAAAACACUCCCGUUCAUCCUCCUCCACAAGAUAUCAUCAUAUGGGAAACAAACAUCAAGGCGCUCAGUGCGCUCAAAAUGCCCACACCAAAGGUGGGAAAACCAUCCGAUUUAGUCGACUGGGUCGGUGUUCUGCCGGGGCCUGGGAAGCGAAUGGACGUGGAACUAUUGAUUGGUGGAUACUGGAGUGGCCGAGAUGGAGCAUUUGGUGACGAAGAGAAACCAGGAGGUGGAAGACCCGACAUUAUCGCACAGCAGGGAGGAUGGAUGGCCACGCGGCAACAAAUACUGCGCAUGAACAAUGAUGGUCUUUGCAUGGGCAGUUUCAUACCGCCCUUUGACCCACCCAUGUACCGAAACGACGGUCAGGAAUCCUUCAAUGUCGAAUUCUGGUCCGGUGGAUACCAACUAUUCACGGGAGUCAGAGGUGGCUGCAAUAUGCAGAGAAUUUUCAGCUUGCAUCCGGAUUACGCUUCCAAUCAUUUCAUCUAUCAUGUUGCCAACAAUAAGCAAAAACAGCUGAAUCAAGAGCGAAUGCUGCGAGCAGACAAUCUGCUGGGGCAACUAAACACGGUGCGAAAGGCGGCCGAGAGGGCGCUGGUCAAAGAAACUGGAGGAAAGAGAUAA
Messenger RNA from Seminavis robusta, 1923 nucleotides. NCBI's taxonomy places the organism in Eukaryota, Bacillariophyta, Bacillariophyceae, Naviculales, Naviculaceae. The record is from the annotation of a GenBank genome assembly.